CCCGCGGUGGAGGAGGACGAGGAGGACCUGCGUGUGUCUGUGAAGCGACGCGACAGAAGGGACGCCGGCUGUCCUGAGCGGAGCGGAGAGGAGAGGAGAGGAGCGGAGCGGAGCGUGACGCGGACGGGCAGGGCAGGAUCGGCGGCUCCAACAUGUCCGUGGCGGGCUUGAAGAAGCAGUUUUAUAAGGCCAGCCAGAUGGUGAGCGAGAAGGUGGGAGGAGCAGAGGGAACCAAGCUGGACGAGGACUUCAGAGACCUGGAGAGAAAAGUAGAUGUGACGAGCAAAGCUGUCGCCGACAUCAUCUCCAGGACGUCCGAGUACCUGCAGCCUAAUCCAGCGUCCCGUGCGAAGCUCUCCAUGCUGAACACCGUGUCCAAGAUGCGUGGACAGGUGAAGAGUCCUGGCUACCUGCAGGCAGAGGGGCUGCUGGGAGAGUGCAUGGCCAAGUACGGCCGAGACCUGGGCGAGGACUCCGACUUCGGUGGCGCUCUCGUCGAUGUGGGCGAGUCGAUGAAGCGGCUGGCCGAGGCGAAGGACUCUCUGGACAUCGACGUCAAGCAGAACUUCAUCGACCCCCUCCAGAGCCUCUGCGACAAGGACCUGCGCGAGAUACAGCACCACCUGAGGAAGCUGGAGAGCCGGCGCCUCGACUACGACUACAGGAAGAAGCGCCAGGGCAGGAUGGCGGAGGAGGAGGUGCGACAGGCAUUGGACAAGUUCCACGAGUCCAAGGAGGUGGCGGAGAGCAGCAUGCAGCAGCUGCUGGAGACAGAUAUGGAGCAGGUGGGUCAGCUGUCCUCGCUGGUAGAGUCGCAGCUGCAGUUCCACAGGGAGGCCGUGCGCAUCCUGGACGAGCUGUCGGAGAAGCUGAGGACGAGGAUAAAUGAGGCCCAGUCCCGCCCGUGCCGGGAGUACACACCCAAGCGGAAGCCCGUCUGCGACCACGGCGACGGUGACCAGUCCGACGGCGGUUUGCCGAGUGCCGUCGCUCUGCCCCCCCGCCCUGCAGCCACAGAGCAGCCGUGCUGCAGGGCCCUGUACGACUUCCACCCCGAGAACGAGGGUGAGCUGGGCUUCCGCGAGGGCGACAUCAUCACCCUGAGCGGUCAGAUCGACGAGAACUGGUACGAGGGAUCGCUGCGCGGCCAGUCGGGCUUCUUCCCCCUCAGCUACGUGGAAGUGAUGGUUCCUCUGCCGCGCUGAAGGGGUGGAGGGGAGGGGGUGUGACAGCAUGUGCUCACCUGCAUCAUCAGCAUCACCUCACUGACCAGCACCUGGACCUUCCAGUUGGGGCGGUUUGCUCCUCACCUUUGGAUAAGAAAUUAAUUAACCCCCCCCCUAUACACACACACUCCCACGAAAGGACACAAACACACUCUUGAGCUCUCUGGAUCUGGCAGGUUCUGCUGUGUGGUCACUUUGUGCCCCCUUGUGGUCACACUGCGCAAUGACGACAGGACAGUCAGACCAGUUCCGCUGUUUCUAAGUCUUCGUCCCGAGACAUCCCUGUACUCCCCCCCCCCCCCGUCCCCCCAGCUCCUCCAAACCCCGAACCCAAAUCCCCUACCGCUUCGUCUCCCUCGCCUGUAUGAGCUCUCGAUGAGGACCGUGUUCCUUUCCUGUCUGUGUGGUUAAACACCGCCAUGUGGUGCUCCGGUCACUGUGUGGAGGGUGUUGGGGGGGGGGGGGGGGUCUCCUCUGUGAUGCCACACAGAUGGGGCCAGCAGUCAGAAGGAUGGAGGGGCCUUGUCUUCGUGAAGGUGCCACCCCAGCAGGACCUGUCCAUCUGCACCUCCGCACCGGCGCCCCCUUCUGAACCGUUAAAGAUCGCGGUCCUCCCGGCUAUUUACCCUGAGCCCUUUGUUUUGGCCGUCGCGUUUGUGGUCGUCUUCACGCCUGAGCGAGGACCACCGCGGCUGCAGGGAAGAUGGCUGUGAAGAGACGAGGACGGUCAGCGUGCCGAAGAUCCCCAGUGGAGCAGAGGUCACAGAGGAUCGCGGCGCAGCCACUCUCUGCUGGGGGGGGCGACAGUCACUGAAGCCAGGUGGGAUGUCCAAGCUGGACCGUGGACAACCGUCAGUGCGUGAACCUUGGUCAGAGCGCACUCGCAACACAACGGUUUGCGACGCGUAAUCCCGAGGAAUACCUGAGUGUUCGGGCGUCACAGCAAAGUAUUAUUGUUUCGCUAAUAUUAUUUAUAACACGAAACUCAUAUUGUAACUCAUCGUCUGCUCUCCUUGCGUGUCCUUUUAUACUUAUAUUCCAAAUGUUUAAGAACUUGUCAUAAACGUGUUCUGUAACCA
Scleropages formosus (Asian bonytongue) is the source of this 2305-nucleotide messenger RNA. Its product is annotated as endophilin-A2-like. The transcript has 9 exons. Gene Ontology annotation, molecular function: protein binding. The coding region runs from base 153 to 1205 and encodes 350 amino acids. Gene Ontology annotation, biological process: synaptic vesicle uncoating. The record is from RefSeq and is a predicted model, not a curated record. NCBI's taxonomy places the organism in Eukaryota, Metazoa, Chordata, Actinopteri, Osteoglossiformes, Osteoglossidae. Gene Ontology annotation, cellular component: presynapse; cytoplasm; glutamatergic synapse.